CCUGGCAUCUAGAUUGUUCACAGAUCCUCACUAGCUGUUAGCAUAUCAAAAUUGUUCGAUAAAUAUUUGAACUGAAGCGAAGUCACCAUGUAAGUUAAUUGUUUAGAAAAAAAGGAUGAACGAAGACGCGACACAAGACAUUUCGCAAUACACUGUAAGGGCGUAACCAGGAGGGACAGUUUCUAUGAAUUAACCUGUGGAUAGAGAGGAUAAUGGACAAUCCCACUUCCCUGCGUCAGUCGUAAACAGGAUAUUUUGUGACCUCCUUUACCUGUACAUCCAGGACUGUGGUUAGGAUAUCUCAGAGCUCGACUACACAGAAGGGUAAGUAGUCUUUUUACAGGUGGAGCUUACAUUGUGGUUUUCUCACCUGGUGCCUCUGUGUCUUCUGUAGCUGACAGGACAAACCACGACAAUCUUGAGACUCGCGUUAGUGAAGUUUUGUGACGAGAAUUUUAUACGAACUUUGGAAGCGCAAAUAACUUGUGGUCCAUUUGUUUCACAGCCACAGUCAGAAAAGGAAGGAAGAAUGUCUGGUUUCGGAACCAAGUACUGGAUUGAGAUGCUUUCAGACAGAUGUCGAACAGGGUACUUCCCCGGUGAAAUUAUAGAGGGGUAUCUCUUCAUUCAGUCAGCCUCUCCUGUACCACUAUCAGGCCUCUACUUGCUGCUCACCGGCAAGGCCACAGUUCUGUUAAGGAAGUUUGAAGGCAAAAAAGUAACGAACCUUUUCCAGCACGAGUCUUACAUCACCAAGAGGGAAGACGUGAAGGAUCUGAAGAGCUGUACGGAUCCCCCCAGGGUACUGCCAAACACCAGCGUGCUUGAGUUCCAGUUUUUUCUACCUCCGGGCUUACCUCCUUCCUUUACAAGUCCGCUGGGAAACAAGGGACACGUGGAGUACCGCCUCGAAUUGAACAAGUCUAUGGGAACUAGUGAAAAGACACUUUACAAAUGUGUCAUCCUGGUUGCACCUUUUCUGUCUCUUGCAGGAAAUGUAGCUGCUACAUUGCCGGUUUCACAAGAACAGCAUCAUGCUCGCCACUUUUGCUGCGGCGCCGACAGGAACAUCACCGUCCAGGCCAGCAUCACCCAAGCUGGAAUUCUCGCAGGAGAGAGGAUUCCUUUCCGGGCGGUGAUCACAAAUCAUUCUGACAGUUACAUCAAGUCGUCCCAUGUCACUUUGAGACACCGGUGGAUUUGGUAUUCCAUUGGUCAGACGCACACAAGCUCACGAACAGUCUGGUCGUUCAAGCAAGUGUCACGUGGUGCCAUCCCACCUGGUGGCAGCAUGACGUGGGGUGAGAAUGAUGAGCCUCUGGUGUUGCCGAGCGACCUGAUUCCUACUGGCCCUCCAGGAUGCUCCAUAAUGAUGGUCUCGUACGAGCUGUGUCUCACUGUCAUCCCAAAAGGAAUGGUCAAAGACAUGAAGCUGCUGUUGCCUAUCAUCGUGGGCAGCGCCAUGCCACCAGAAGUGCAGGCGACGGUGGAGAGAAACACAGCCUCCUACUCAGCUUUGCUUCGAGGGGCCAUCUUGUACACCUGCUAGAAAACGCCGCCAGAGAGAGAUCACCAGUCUGAGGAAAAAAUAUAAUAAAACAAUACAUGAGGUUUCUUGCCACCUUUCUCUAAAUAUGUGUUCACGGAAAUUACCCAACUAUGUGAUACUGCUAGGAAAUGUUCACACAUACAUGAGAGUGCCCAGACAUUUCAGAAAGCUUUGGCGGAGCCACUUCUAUGAACCAAAAACUUCUAACCGAAAAUAGUUUUGUUUUUGGACCCCUCUCGUCUUCUAUUUUCCAACUCAAUCAUCCCGUGAUGCGACUUGACCUUUGACCAUUAACAUGACAAACCAACAAUCUGCGAAUUUCUAGUAACUUACGUUUAACUUUUUUUCCACAGUUUUGCAACAUAUUUUAGUUCAUAAACUGUGUUGAAGCUUUUGCCGACUUUGAUUGACUUUGAUGACACCAACAUCGCUGAAUAUAAACUGAUUCUAAAAACAGAAAUAUUUGUGUGGUAUUUAUGAUGACUAGUGAAUUUGUACAUCUGUAAACUUCUGUCAUAGCAAUUCGUACUGUAUUGUGUGUGUGUGUGUGUGUGCGUGCGUGCACUACUUUGAUAUUUAUCUUUACCUAAUACACACAGCUGCAGGGCUGUAUUGUAUUGCUAUAUCUCAGUUUUUCUGUGUUUCCGUGAUGCGUGUGAAUGAAUACAUGUUUGUAGCUGGAAAGUUUUAAUUUUGUCUUUGGAAUCUGUUGUCUUAUUGAUAGUUAUUUCUAUUUGUUAAAACUUGUUUUUAUCUUUUGAGAGAAGCUGUUUGUGUUAAUCUUUUCUUGAGGGUUUCACUUUUAUUGUUUUUUUGUGUGUGAGAGAUUAGUUUUUGGAUUGUAAGCGCUGAAAGCAAUCGUCACUUAAAUUACAUGGGGCUAUUAUUAUUCUUUGACUAUUGAUAUUAGACUGUUGAUAUUGGACUGUUAUUAUUAUUAGACUAUUGCUAUUUCCCUAUUACAUUUUAUGCUCCUAUUAUUUUUCACUCUUGAUAUUUGAUUUUUAUAAAGCUAUUGUCUUUUUCCAAUUUGGCUUCUUGUCUGCCUUUUUGUUUUAUUUUGUGUUACGUUCUUUGUUCUUUUUAAAUAUUUUAUAAAGUGGCUUUAAAAUAUUAUUAUCAGUGGCUUAAAAA
Pomacea canaliculata is the source of this 2683-nucleotide messenger RNA. RefSeq lists its product as uncharacterized. NCBI's taxonomy places the organism in Eukaryota, Metazoa, Mollusca, Gastropoda, Architaenioglossa, Ampullariidae. Gene Ontology annotation, cellular component: cytoplasm. Gene Ontology annotation, biological process: protein transport. The transcript has 8 exons. The coding region runs from base 530 to 1549 and encodes 339 amino acids. The record is from RefSeq and is a predicted model, not a curated record.